Rotaria sp. Silwood1 is the source of this 537-nucleotide messenger RNA. The record is from the annotation of a GenBank genome assembly. NCBI's taxonomy places the organism in Eukaryota, Metazoa, Rotifera, Eurotatoria, Philodinida, Philodinidae.
AUGAAUUUUAUAAUGGAUGACUUUCAUGUCGGAUCUAGUUGUAAUGAAACAUUUGAUGAUCACUCUGGAAAUAUUCAAAACUUAGUAUGGCGUCUGGAAAAUGAUAUAAUACAUACUUAUAAUAGUUUCGAUGAAAGUAAAGAAGCUCUUCAUUUUUACGAAAAAGCUCUAUCUAUAUUGGAAAGCUCAACUUCACCAUUAGUUGACAUCGACAAUAUACGAAUCGUAUGCUUGGAUCGUAUUGCAACCAUCCAUCAACGAAACGAUAAUUUUGAAUCAGCACUCGGUUAUUUAAUUCGUGGCUUAAAUGUUAUGCACCGCAAGGAAAUAAUACCGAGGGUAAUUGCCAAUAAAAUGCGUCAUAUUGGUCUUGUGCAUAUGACCCUUGGAAAUUAUAAUUUGGCGUUAACAUCUUUCAAUGAUGCACUCAUUAUACUGCAAUCAGAUUCAAUAGAUCCGAAUGAUCGAGAGAUUAAAUUAACUUUAAGACGAAUCGAUGAAGCUAAAGAAGCACUUGAAUCAACUACACAUGCCUAA